Apis laboriosa (Himalayan honeybee) is the source of this 4011-nucleotide messenger RNA. RefSeq names its product MAP kinase-interacting serine/threonine-protein kinase 1-like. Gene Ontology annotation, molecular function: calmodulin binding; calcium/calmodulin-dependent protein kinase activity; ATP binding. The transcript has 6 exons. Gene Ontology annotation, biological process: protein autophosphorylation; peptidyl-serine phosphorylation; intracellular signal transduction. Gene Ontology annotation, cellular component: cytoplasm; nucleus. Bases 1484 to 3067 code for a protein of 527 amino acids. The record is from RefSeq and is a predicted model, not a curated record. Lineage: Eukaryota; Metazoa; Arthropoda; Insecta; Hymenoptera; Apidae.
UAUAAUCUAACCAUUGGGUCGAUAAACACGUUUUACUCAAGCUUUUCGAAAAAACAUUCAUGAUGAAAUCUUACGUACAGAAUGGCGUUAUUACCGGCAAGUCGAUUCCAAACAUACGAGAGCAAUCAGUGAUUCUCAUACGCUCUUGAACAAAUUGUAAAAAUUAGACGAAAAAAGUGUUACACAGAGAAAGAGAGAAAGGAAAGAACUAAGGAUGGAAGAGAAGAAGAAAGUGUAGUAGUUUUGUCUCUUCGAAAAACGAGAGCCCCUGCCUAGAAGCUACGUGACGCGGCGCCGUUUCAGAGGGCGUCGACGAAGUUGCUCGAUGCUACGUAGAAGCAACGGAAAGGGAGGAGGGUAGCGGCAGUAAUGACAGCGUGGUGGGGAUCGAGGACUCGUCGAUGCCGGGACGAGAACAGCGACGAAAGAGAGUGGAGGGGUUGUUAGUAAGCGAAGCGGCCAUCUUGCGAGGUUCAGUCGGAAACCAACUGCCGUGCAGUGAGGGAAGGUAAAAGAAAAGACUCGAUGUGUUAGCUGAAGGAUUUUUUUAAUGCGCUUCCGAGCCGGGUUACCGCUACGUGCGAAAGGCUGUGCGAUACCGACAACGGAGCAGCGACCAUCCAGAGAUUUUCGCAUACGGAAAAACUUUGUUUUAUCCGGCGAAAAGUCUCAGGGUAGGAGCAGAGAAGAAGGAAUCGAGGGAGCAGAAGUUUUGACGCUGGAGAAGAGAAGUCGAGAAGGCAUCGAGAAGUUGUAUAACAAUUUCAUUUCUCGCGGAACAGAUUUAUCCGCGAUAUUUAAUAUCUCAUCAGAUUAAAGGCAGUGGAGAAGACAGAAAGAACUUUGUUCAUAUCAUUGGAGACAGUGAAGAGAAAGAGUAAAGAGAAAAAAGUAAUAAAAAAGUGAAAGAAAGAAGAAUAAGUGAGAGAUAAUUGAGAAGAAAAGAAAAGAAAAAGCGCAGUGUCAAAGUCUGUGAUAGUAUUUAUUCAAACGAUUCAGCUAUACCGGGUAUUGUCUACCACAGUAGCAUCGUUUGUCGCUCCUAUAAAUCGCAAGAGUUAGAGAAACAGAGGAAUAGAUAACCUUUAUAUAUUUAUUUAUAUCUGUGAUACCGACGCUGAUAUACAUCGAAUUAUCCCGAAGAAGAAAGAGAAAAAGAAAGGAAGUAUACGUCGGUAAAGAGAGAAAGAAUUGAGAGAAGCAUAGUGGUUUAAAAAGUUAAGAUAGUGGGAAAGGAGAUUAUAUCAGUAACUUAGUGGAUAUAGAUGUUUUUGUAUAUACGACUGACUCUUUUUUAUAAUUAUUGAUAUCGGGUUAAGAGCGAAAAAGAGAGGAAGUUUCAUUGUUGUUUGUUAAUUGAAAAAGAAGGGAGAUUCAAAGAAGAAAAAAAUUAAAAGAAAGUUUUGUUUUGAAUAAGAACUUCACUUUUCUUUUUUGACUCUUUUCUGGAUAUUAAACCGAAGCUUGUGGUAACUGUGCGAAAAUGGUGGAGAAAAUCUUGGAAGAACGAGAAGACGGUUGUCAAGAGGUUGCAAGAGAAGAUGCAAAUUGCAGAGAUACCGUGAAUUCCACGGGCGAAUCUAUGAGCGCGGUGCAAGCUCGACAAGAAGAAGCUAGGCGCAAAAGACGCAAGAAGAAACGUUCUGGAUCAUCCUUAAUGUCUUCUUGCUUCCAAGAACUGUACAGAUUGACUGGCGAAGUUCUUGGUGAAGGUGCUUACGCCUCGGUUCAGACUUGCAGGUCGCUUUAUACAGACCUGGAAUAUGCUGUCAAAAUUAUUGAUAAAAUUCCUGGUCAUGCACGGGCACGUGUAUUCAAAGAAGUCGAAACAUUUCAUCAUUGUCAAGGACAUCCAAACAUUAUUCAAUUAAUCGAGUUUUUCGAAGAUGAAGAAAAGUUUUAUUUGGUAUUUGAGAAAGUAAACGGUGGUCAAUUGUUGAGCCGGAUACAAGAAAGAAUUCAUUUCAGUGAACGAGAAGCAAGUCAGAUAAUUCAAGAGAUCGCAAGCGCAUUAAAUUUCCUUCAUAAGAAAGGUAUUGCUCAUAGAGAUCUGAAACCCGAAAACAUCUUGUGUGUGUAUCCGGAUAAGUUAACACCAAUUAAAGUGUGCGAUUUUGAUCUUGGCUCAGGCAUAAAAUUCAAUAACUCAUUGUCAAGUCCUGUAGCUACUCCGCAACUUUUAACGCCAGUUGGCAGUGCCGAUUUCAUGGCUCCAGAAGUUGUGGAAGCUUUUAUCGGAGAAGCGAAUUAUUAUGACAAACGUUGUGAUCUCUGGAGUCUUGGUGUGAUUAUGUACAUUCUCCUUUGUGGUUAUCCACCUUUCUAUGGGAAUUGCGGUUCCGACUGUGGUUGGGAGAGAGGCGAAAAUUGUCAGGCUUGCCAAGAGCUUCUAUUUACAAGUAUUCAGGAAGGCAGGUAUGAAUUUCCAGACAACGAAUGGAGGUGUAUUUCGGAAGACGCAAAAGAUUUGAUCAGAGGCCUGCUGGUAAAAGAAGCUCAUCAAAGGCUUAGCGCCGAGAGUAUUUUGAAACAUCCAUGGAUUAAUCCUGGUCCAAGUUCCGUUGAAAAUACUGAAAAAUCUCUUACAACUCCUCAUAUUAUCAGAAGAAACAAUUCUGCUAGAGAACUCUCGGCGUUUGCUGAAUCGGCGAUGGCUGUGAAUCGUGUUGUACUUCAACAUUUCUCCGUGAAUUUGGAGGAAUUAGCGGAGAAGAGGGAACCGAGAUUGUCUACUUCAUCCACAGAUGAAGAUAACCAUCCUUACGGGCACAUGUCCGAUUCAAGCAGCGAAUUAUCAGAACACAGUAAGCUUUGCGCGACUCAUUCCUCAAACGAAUUUGAUGCUAAUUCGCGUGUAAAAUCUUGUUCGGUUCAUUCGAGUAUCGAUUUAAUCGAAUCAAAAGCCAUUGGGAAAAAUCGAAUGAUUGGUAAGGAUUCAUCGCUUCAUCAACUGUUUGGUUUGUCACCGCCUAGCGAGAGCCGUUUGAUGCAGCGCCGUUUAAAAGCUCGUUCAGAUCUGUUAGAACGUCAAACGAACAAAGCAGUUAUCGCGUCCCCUAGUGGCUGAAAGGUGACAUUUUUACGAGAGAAAACAAAGAUCUCCUUUCUUGGUACCGCGUAUAAUUCAUAUUUACACAUCUGCAUAUACGGAUACGAAAGAAGUGUGUACAGUAAUGUUAUCUAUCGAUAAUUGACAAAGGGUAACAAUGAUAUAAGCUAUUUUAUGAUUGGCUAAGAGAAGAGUUGUGUUUCGUUAAAAAUAACUAGAGUCGCAUUACAAUGAUUUGCUCGACAAUUGACGAUUAUUAUACAUACACGAGCAUAUUCUGUACAGCGACAUAUGGGGCGACGACAUAAAAACGUGUCUUCACUCCGAUACACAAUCAACUGCGCGCGACGCCAACAGUACACGACACUCAGUCAGACAAUAAUUCUUCGUAAAUUUCCAUUCCUGACAUGGGAUUUAAAACAUCGUAUCCGAAUAUCUUUUUUUCCCGUUUUUCUGUUUUCUCUCUUUUCUCUUUUUUAUCUUUUUUUUUUCUCUUUUUCUUCCCGUUAUGCUUUAGUUUCAUUUCGACAAAACUAUUCAAUGUUUUUUGUUUUUUGCACUUAAGUUCAUAAAGAUACAGUAUUCGUUCGAUUUAUAUGUUGCAUGUUGCUUUACAAUAUAUUCGUUAAAUAAUAUGAACGAACAUAAGCAAAUACAGCACAAAUUUCAUACAUAUACAGUAACAAUUAAUGUCGUACACCUCAAUGUAUGGAUUUUUCCUUAUAAAUUAUUUUUACAAUAUUUUUAAACUUAAAAUAAUUUAUACAUGAAUACACUAAAUAGCUUAUUACUUGAUUUGUAAUGAGCAACUUUUGAGGGAUACAAAAGUGAAUUUACUUAUUUGAUAUAUAAUAUUUAUAAAUUAAAAAUUAGACCAUCUCAUAAGUAAUAUUAUUUUAAAAGUAUAAAGUUUCCAUAGAAAAAUAAUAUCUAUUUAUAUAUUUUUAAUUAAUUGAGUGUUA